Molecule: messenger RNA, 1126 nt
Organism: Lutzomyia longipalpis
Lineage: Eukaryota; Metazoa; Arthropoda; Insecta; Diptera; Psychodidae
Product: SAP domain-containing ribonucleoprotein
Exons: 3
Coding region: 85-957 (290 amino acids)
Biological process (GO): poly(A)+ mRNA export from nucleus
Cellular component (GO): nucleus
Source: RefSeq, a predicted model, not a curated record
UUUUCACGGAAUUUUCCAUUUCUCCGUGUGUUUUAAUUUGGAAAACUACUUUUCCAGCACUUUUUCUUGGUGGAUUGCAUCGUCAUGGCUGACACGGACUUUUCUAAGAUGAAGGUGGCUGAUUUGAAGAGGGAACUCAAAAAUCGAGGAUUGAGCACUGCAGGAAACAAGAAUGAGUUGCAGGAGAGGCUUCAAAUGGCACUUUUAGAUUCCGACCCUGUUUUGGAGGACUCAACAAUAAUUUCCGGCGAUUUGGAUGAUGAUGAAGUUCUAAAUGACGAAGAAUUAGAGAAUGCAAAGGACUUACUGGAGGAAACAUCACACGAGGAUGCAAUUCUAGCAAGCCCCACUCCCUCAGCUGAAUCAGCUGCCGGUGUGACUACCAACAAAUCUCCGGGCGAAGCACCCAAAGAAGAGACACAACCUCCAGCGCGUAAGAUAAUUCUGAAGCGUAAGAUGAUUGUUAUUCCACCGCCGGAGGAGACUUCACAGAAAGAUUCCACAAACAGUGUACCAGAACCCGGAGAAGUUAUAUCUGAGAAAUCUGACGAUGCUUCAUCUGUCGGCGAAUGUGAGAAGAAAGUUAUAAAAUUGUCGGAAAUGUCGGCCAAGGAGCGCCUUGAGUUGCGUAUGAAAAAAUUCGGAGCACCACAGACGCCGGAUGCAAAGAAAUUGGCAAGAGCAGAACGAUUUGGAUCUGCAGCAACGACCCCAUCGGCAUCUAAUGGCUCCUCUGGUGCAUCCAUUGACGUCCUAAAGAAGCGAGCUGAACGCUUUGGGGGCUCUGUGUCAACAACCAUGACAAAGAUGGAAAACCAAGAGAAACUGAAGAAGCGACAGGAACGUUUUGGGGCAUCCACCGUGGCAGGGAAGAUCAGUGUGAGCCCCACUGUUAAAUCAGAAUACGAGUCAAAAGCCCAGCAGCGUCUUGAGCGCUUCAAGACAUCAGUAAAUUAGGUUUUGACACUACAUGCAACAUUACAUACUUUCCCGAUCGAGUCCUUGUCUUCAAGGUGUUCGUUUGCUUAUUAAAAACUAAAAGAAAAACAAUUCAAAUCUCCAUGAAAUCGUGUCAAUAUUUAUUUGGAAAGAAUUGAUAAAAUAUAGUAAAGAACUAAACGAACCA